This is a messenger RNA of Guillardia theta CCMP2712, 438 nucleotides long. RefSeq lists its product as hypothetical. The coding region runs from base 1 to 438 and encodes 145 amino acids. Lineage: Eukaryota; Cryptophyceae; Pyrenomonadales; Geminigeraceae. Gene Ontology annotation, cellular component: endoplasmic reticulum membrane. The transcript has a single exon. The record is from RefSeq and is a predicted model, not a curated record. Gene Ontology annotation, biological process: GPI anchor biosynthetic process.
AUGGAACUCGCGGACCUCGAAGUUCCAUCCUCCUCCCCGCAUGCCAGGCAGUGUCUCUCCUCCUCCUACAUCCCCAUCAGGCAGGGUGAGACGAGCUACGUCGUCGUCCUCCCAGUCCACAGCAGAUAUCAACGUCCUUCCACCUCCCAGACGUCCCGUCCUGUCCUCGUCCCUGCUCCUCUGCUGAGCGUGCACUGCCCGGGGCAGGCAGCGGUGUCUCUUCCUACCUCAGUGAAGAAGCAGCAGCAGCACCAGCGCGAGGAGGAGGAUGAAGAUUCUUUCCUGCGCUGGCAGAUCCCUGUCGGAAGAACAGGCGACCUCGGCCUCACCAUCGCCUUCACCCUCCUUAUCACGAGCGUCGGGACGACGUUGGCCAUGGCGGUCAUGGCGCGCCCACUAGGGGCCUCGGACGUGGUGAGGAGGAUCGUCAGGGCAUGA